AUGGAUUCCGAAAAGCGGCAAAUAUGCAUCAAAAUGAUGGCCGCAGUCCGCGAUCGCAUCCAAAGGGAGCGGGAUCAGUUACAAGACUACGCCAAUGCCACAUCAGUUUUGUGUCUACUCGAAGAAGAAAUACUCGCCGAACUCGAGAAGGCCGACGGAGAAUUGGAACAGCUGACGAUACUAGAGAGGCUUCAGCCGUCUUCAUGUGAAGUACCGGAGUCAUCAGUGGUGAAGUGGAAAGUGCCAGGGAUGGCUCGGUCGCAGUCAGGACCGGACGCAACACUUGGACGAGGACUCAGUGAGUCUACUAAACUACAACACGGCCUUUUUCAAGAACUGGAAAAGAAGCUUAUGAGCGAGCAAACCCACGAUUCCUCGACGCCAACCUGUGAGAGCUGCACCUCGGCGGUCCAAAGCGAACAAAAGGCGCCAACGAGGGCGAAAACGCUCCUGGAGAUUUACUACGAGGCCAAGGCGAAAGAGACUGAUGAAGAGCAAAAAGACGCAGUUGAUUGCGAGAAGUAA
Molecule: messenger RNA, 525 nt
Organism: Colletotrichum graminicola M1.001
Lineage: Eukaryota; Fungi; Ascomycota; Sordariomycetes; Glomerellales; Glomerellaceae
Exons: 1
Coding region: 1-525 (174 amino acids)
Source: RefSeq, a predicted model, not a curated record